AAGUUUGCAUUUUUCCUACAUGCUUGAAAUGUUGACAUCAUGUUGACCAUACCAGCACCUCAUCACUGUGAUAGUUUGCUCGGCGCUUGAUAAACUAACUGCAGCACAGCUUUGACUCAUUUUGGCUGUUAAUUAAAAUACUGACGAAAACGACUUGACAUGAUGAUGGAUAAAGACUGGGCUAUUUUCCAAGGCUCUUUCCUCUUGGCUGACAAAUUGUCCCUGCCUGCCUCCCUGAGCUCCCUUCAGAAAUGUGACUGGCACAAGGUGUGCAAGCCAGUCCUGGACACCAUGAGGGAAAUCUGUGGCGUGCAGGAUAUCCACAGUCAUCAUGGAGGCAAAGCCGCCACUUGGAGGAAACAGUUAGUUUGUGUGGUGUGGUUAAAGUUAUUGAGCAGGGAGAAUGGGGAAGAUCUUGAGGCGGCAUGGAAGGAAAACACUUUCUUUCCUCUGGAGAAGCCCCUCCCAGAAGUCAGCCAUACAGUGCUGAUGGAGCUGAUCAAAUCUUUGUCUGCUGCCGACAUAUUUGCUCAUUUUCUGCUGUGUCUUCCUCGACAUCAGAUGUGUUCUGAGUUGGAACGGGUGCGGGAACAUGUGAAAAGCAGCCCUGUGGGUGAGGAUGAUGUCCAAUUCUUUCUUGAGUUGUGGUGGCAACUUUGGAAAGGCAGUGUUGAGAAGGAUAACGUCGAAGUAUUGUUUGCUGAGCGUGUCGCUCAUCUGACUUCUCAGCCUGCCAGUUUGACUCAUCCGGCUGCCAAGAGGCCCAAACUCGACUUAUCAGCAUUACCGCACAACACGGAUGUUUUGGACAUUCUCCUUCACACGCUCACAGAUCUGAACGAUUUUAUAUUAAAACCAGAGCAUGGCAUACGCGCGCUCUCCAAUUGCCUGGAUGCACUUUACACAACAUUCCUCACAGAUCCGUCAGUCUUCAUUCCAAUUAAGGACAAGAUAGUGUUCCUGUCCAAAGCCAUGAGCGUCAGAGAAAACACUAACAAAAUGGGUUCAGCCCUUAUAGAGGAGGCUCAACGAGAUCUCCGCGCCUCUUACACCCAAUCCCAGUUUCAGCCUGGUAGAUUGAGCUUCUCUGAAGCCUUGAAAAGUGUGACUGCGCUCACCCAGUUCUGGCAUGACCAACGUUUGCUGGAAGCUUGUAGCAGCUCUCCAUCUACUUACACAGCUUUCAGACUACAGCAAAGUAUCCACAGAAUAUCGAGGCUUCUAGAAGAAGCUGACAUGACGGGAGAAGGGGAAGAUGAGAAGAAUCAACUCCGAAGUUUAUUGGCGUCAAUGACCUUCCCCGUUUUUGAGAGCUCUACAGAGAUGAGCAUGAGGGUUGCCAUGACCAUCAUUAGUCACCAGCUGGAGGACUACCAGGGCGUCACUGUGUUGUUUGCUAGUGAGGAGAGCUGGUUGGCUCAUGAGGAACAGUGGCUGGAUUGCCUUGAAAAGAACCAAACAGCCUUCCAGCAGUGUGACACACUUGUCCAACUGGCCUCCACCCUCAUUAAUCGACUCCAGAGCGAAAGGUUCAAAGUCUGCCAAUGCAAAAGGCUGCUCAAAGUUGUCACGGCCGUGUUUACGUCACUCUGUUUAGAAGAAAAGAAUACAGUUUUGGCUGCCAUACUGCAAUUAUCAAGCAAGGGCUUCUUUGGAUGCGCGGGAUCCUCCGAUUUGAUCGCCAGCUUUGAACAGGAGCUGAACAUGGCCUUCAACUGCAUCAUCCAGGGAGGAGGCGGCGCUCCAAAAGCAGAGGGCAACCUCAGCACAGCAGUGUCUUUAGUUGCCAGAGUGGCGUUUCAGAAUCCGGAGGCUACCUUAAGAUCUUGCUGCCAUUCGGCAAUCUUUAAUAAAGGGGCAUUCACUCUCAUGAGUAAAAUCCUGCAGCAGUUGCCCGGCCUCAGCGUUGUGACUGGACAGACAGAAAAAGGCCACGAGAGGAGAAAGCCCAAACGUCUACUCUGCAGGAUUCUACAGGAAGUAGUGAGCGCCAGAUCACUCUCAGACAAUGAAAAAGACCAACUACUUAAGUUUGUGGCUCUGUUGAUGGUACCAGUUUCAAUGAGUGAACGUGAAUACCACAGCCUUCUGUCGCCUCAGGAGCUUGUCAACACCUUUGUCCUGUCUAACCUUUGUCUCGCUGGCGACAACGCUGAUCUUGAUUUAGGCCUACAACUUCUCAAAGCUGCCUUGUCUGUGGACGUCCAGGAAGUAGCCUCGUCCUCAUCGCACUGGGUGAUGGACUGCUCACCUUUUCCCCUACUCUACAUCCUGGCUCAGCUGCUCGACCAGGCACUAAGGUGUUGGGAGCAACCACCUGAGGUCGCCGUCCACCGGUGGUCCAUGGACACCAAAGAGCUCCUGGCCUCCGCGCUGAGCACAGUGGCACAAGUCGUGGGCGUCCAGGUGGAAAACGCUCCGAGUCGGUGGUCCAGAGCUCUGUUCUGGCUCCACGAUAAAAUGAAGGGACUAGACUGGACGGUUUAUUUCUACCUAAAACCUGUGUGGGGCCAACACUUCAAAAAUGAAGUUCCCUCAUCUCUGCUGGCAGUGUGUGAUCUUCCUGAGCAGGAGUGGUCGGGUGUUAACCUGCCACAAUACGGACAAGGCACAGGUCUUUUGGCGUGGAUGGAGUGCUGCGCCUUGUCAGACUCCCUUCGGUCUACCAUGUUGUCUUGUCUGGCUCUGGACCAGAGCAAGUGGGAACACUUGGGCAUGUUCAGCAAGGGUCUACUGGUGGCGUUAACCCAGGUGCUGCCCUGGUGUUCCAUCCCCCAGUGCAGCAGAUUAAUAGGAGCCUUGAAGGAGCUGAUCACCUCAGGUCGCCUCCAUGUGCCUUUCUCACUGGAGUAUGUGGAAUUCCUGCCUCUACUCGAUCUGAGGAGGUUCUCCUAUGAACUCUGCCUCUCGGUCCUCAUGCUGCGAGUCCUGCAGCUGCUCUGUGGUUCCAGCUGCUCUCAUUGGCUGACGGGAGACGCCUGGGCUCACGUUGCCAGAUUAUACGCUCACAUAGUGAGGGAGCUGAUGAACUCUCUUAGAGCCAAAUUAGCCCUGCCCACAUCCGGCACGCUGACAGGCUCGCCGAAAGAACAGAGCAGUUUGAAAGACGAAGCGCAUAUUGUUGAACAGGUUCCAAGUCAGGAGGUCCUUUUCGUUCUCGGGCAGGUCUUCUGUCAUGUCCAACACAUUCAGGUGAUGAUGCCAGGAGGACAGAGUGAACCUCUCUUCCUGUCCAGCCUGGAAAUCCUCAGUCACUACCAGGCCAUUAUGGGCACUUUCCCGAAAAGCAGUAGCUCACUGGAGAAUGAAAACACCAAAUACUUCUUUUACACCAUCACAGAGAACCUGGAGAACCAGGAAAUGAAGUCUGUUCUACAACAGAAGAUCGCUCAACUUGGAUGAUCUCAUCCUCUCACUGUUAUUCUCAUGCUCAGAUGUAAUGGAUUAGUUUUCUAUAGCUUUACGUAAUACAUUUUGUCGUUUGACAUCAAAGGCGUAGGUUUUAAUACUGCAGUCAAGCCAGCCGGUCAGUUUUCACUUGCACUUCCCAUUCAUUUUAUUGUACGGAGACACAGGGUGCACAUGUGUGUGGAUCCUCUUGCCCUAAUACAAUGAUGUCACCCAGUGUUUUAGUACAGCGACCCAGAGUUUGGACUGCCACAUGGAGAGCAUGUUUAAAACACCCAUGGGAGAAAAAAGAUGGAAACUCCUCAGCCUGAUAAAAACAUCCUUUGACAUGCAUUUCAUACAGAUUGUGUCUAGUUUAUGAGGUGAUAUUCAAUGUGUGCUAUUAAUUACAGUAAUAAAUGGAAAAAAUGCGUUAUUAGGAAAAUAAGAGGUGUCAAAGGUCAAAUACCUUGAAGCUAAUGACCUCGGAAGCAGGUUAGUAAUGAAAAUCACAAUAGAAAAAAAGGUAACAUACAGUGAGGAGCAGAAGUAUUUGCACCCCUUGUGAUAUUGCAAGUUUACCCAGAAAAUACGUAGAGGUCUGAGAUUUCAGUCAUAGAUGCAUUUCCACUCAUGGACACACUGAAUCUAAUAAAUCCAGAGAUCGCAUUGUAUGAUUUUUAAAAUUUG
Molecule: messenger RNA, 4077 nt
Organism: Corythoichthys intestinalis (scribbled pipefish)
Lineage: Eukaryota; Metazoa; Chordata; Actinopteri; Syngnathiformes; Syngnathidae
Gene: gemin4
Product: gem (nuclear organelle) associated protein 4
Exons: 6
Coding region: 160-3402 (1080 amino acids)
Biological process (GO): rRNA processing; spliceosomal snRNP assembly
Cellular component (GO): SMN complex
Source: RefSeq, a predicted model, not a curated record